CGGGCCGCGGGCUGGGGGCGGGGAGGGCGUGCCGCGCCGCGGGGAGUCGCCGGCUGGCCCAGGUGACCUUGGGCAGGCCACGUGGUCGCACCACUCGCCUUUCCUUAGACCCCAGUAAGGGACGGAGGGGAAACCCAAGCUUGCCGGAUGCCGGCGGCCACAGUUGUUACUGUGUGUCACCCCUGCCCCAGGCCUGGCUAGGGAGGGUCGCCACAAGGUCACCCUCAGAUCGCCCUGAGAAGCAGUGCCCCCUCGCAAGUCUGUGCACUCUGCUGCCUAGGCUGUUGCUGAGCAUCAGGUUGGAGAGGAAGAGGUCCCAGGAGGCCCCAGCCUCCCCACCUCGGUACGCUCAGCCAGUCAGAGAGCGAGACUUCUGGGCUGUGGGAAGCCUGGGUGGACCGGAAGUAACACAGACCCCGCCUCCAGGCCGUGUCUAUAGAAAUAUGAUGGGAGUCACACAGGCAAUUUACAAUUUUCUAGUAGCCGCAUUAAAAAAGUCUUUUGUUCAAAGAUUUCUUCAGUGGAUGGAAUUAUUGGAUCCUACAAAUCUGGUCCUUUCAAUUGAAAAAAUAGAAAAAUCGAGGCAACUAUUGUUAACAAAUCAAGAUGCAUCCAGACAUGACGUGGAGGACCAAAGGAUACAAGAAGCUUGGAAGAGAAGUCUGUCCACCGUGCAUCCUGACAGCAGCAAACUGAUCCCCGUUCCUUUUCGACCUGCAGCUUUCCUGCCUUUCACGGCGCCCAUGGUAUUUUUGUCGCUGCUGUCAGUAAAAAAUCUGAAGUCCAUGAUUUUACCUCAGGUUUCUUUCUAUACCUACACCACGGCGUUCAACAUCAUCAACGGAAAUGCAAGUUACAAUCGGCAGCCGUAUGAGAGUAUAUUACUAGGAACAGGAGUAAUUGCUUCUUCAACCUUUUUUGGAUUACUCCCUCGUUUCCUCCAGUUGAGGUUUUCGCUGAAUAACAUCUUGACGAGAAAGGCCCUGCCCGUCGUCUUUCUCACCCAGGUCAGUGCAGUGAAUGUUAUUGCAUCCCGAAGCUUUGAGCCCUCGCGAGGGAUUGAGGUCAUGGACAAGGAAGGCAAUGUCAUAGGCUAUUCCAGAAAAGCCGGGACAAAGGCUGUGAAGGAUACAGCCACAUCCAGAGCAGUGCUGUUUGGGACCUCAGCUUUUAUCCCCGAAGUCUUCUCCUAUUUUUUUAAAAGGACCCAGUUUUUCCAGCAGUAUCCAUGGUCACUGUGGACCUUAAAGCUGUCUUGUACCAUCUUGGUGAUGGGGCUCAUGGUGCCAGUCUCCUUUAGUAUAUUCCCGCAAACCGGACAGAUACAGUGCAGUAUGCUGGAGAAGGAAAUUCAGUCUGCAACGCAAGAACCAGAGCUCUUCUAUAACAGAGGGGUGUAGGGGGCAGUGGAAGGUGGAUUUCUUUGGUUCCUGCUUGAAAACCCGCUUCACAAGGUUUCCGUUUCGAGAGCUCUGCCAGAGGCCUUCUGGACCCCGGGGGUGUCUGCACCCGCGGGACGGCGUCUACCUACCAGGACCAUCUCGAGGCCGGCGUGCCUGGGAUUGGGAAGCUGGAUGAAAGAAGGAAAUGGGAGGCUGUCCUGUCUGACUCACCCCACGGGGUUGCUCAGGGGAUGGGUGGUGUAUGAUUCCAUUUUCUAUUUGCUCGUCAGCCUGUGAGAGGAUUCUGUGAAAUUACUAAUAAACUUGUCUAAAGUUGA
Molecule: messenger RNA, 1720 nt
Organism: Equus caballus (horse)
Lineage: Eukaryota; Metazoa; Chordata; Mammalia; Perissodactyla; Equidae
Source: RefSeq, a predicted model, not a curated record